Messenger RNA from Andrographis paniculata, 918 nucleotides. RefSeq lists its product as uncharacterized. NCBI's taxonomy places the organism in Eukaryota, Viridiplantae, Streptophyta, Magnoliopsida, Lamiales, Acanthaceae. The transcript has 2 exons. Bases 114 to 623 code for a protein of 169 amino acids. The record is from RefSeq and is a predicted model, not a curated record.
CACGCAUUUUUAUCCGUUGCCAUAUUUUUGUGUCUUUUCCUGUUUUGUGGAAAUUAGCCUUUUCUCCUUCCUAGGGUUUUUAUUUUGUUCGCUCUCGAUCGCAAGAAAUCCGAAUGGCGGAGGAGGCUCACAACGGCGCUGGAGCUGAGAACGGUGUUGAAGUUGCUGCUCCUGCGGUUGUUUUUUCUGCAGUGAAGCCGUGGUUGGUGGUUGAAGCGCCUAAGGCUCAAGAGGCAGUGAGGUUUUACAAGGCGGCGUUCGGAGCUGAGGAGGUGAGUCGCGUGAAUCAUCCGAAAAGGAAGGCGGAGCAGGAGCAGCCUCUUGUCCUUUCUGCGGAGCUGAAGAUAGGAGGCUCUGUUGUGGUCGUCGCCGACCUCACCGACGACGCCUCUGCUCCAGUUAAAUCUGCGGUUACCGGUGGAGUGUUUUGCCUGGAGACAGAAGAUGUUGAUGGCGCAGUGGCGAAAUCGGUUGCCGCCGGAGCUGUUCCGGAAGGAGAGAUAUCGGAGGGUGAAGGCGCGUGCUGUGGAGGUCGCGUUGGGAAGGUGAAGGACCCCUACGGUAACUUAUGGCUAAUCUGCAGUCCGUCUAAGAAAUGUGAAGUGGUUGAGAAGGAGGCUUAAUGGCCUGGCCGUAGAGGCUGCUGUUAAGUUCCCGUGAUCUGACGUUACCCAAUCUCUCCUUUGUCUCUCUUAGUUAAUGGCUAGUACUUACUACUACUUUAUCUGCGUUUUGUAUCCGAUCUACCCUACCCUACCUUACUCUGCCCUACCCAUCCUGGUUUUGAUGAGGCCAGGCCAUUGAUAAUUAGGAUGUAAUUCUGCUUCUUUACUUAGUAUCUGAACAUCGAUUGCCUUUCGUGUUACUGAAGUAGUUUAAUUAAUUAUAAUAUAUUAUAUUGAUGCUUUCCUAGUUUAA